ACUUGUGAUUACCUGAUGGGGCACACUUAUUGUGUUGUAAAUGUUAAGUUUUACAGAGCUUUAUUUUAAAUGCAGUGCCCUUUAAAAUAAACGUCUAAAUGUCUGUAACAGGCAACACAAUUUAAUUGUGGUGCAUCUAAUUAAGUGAUAAAAAGUUGUAAACAUUUUACAAAAUACAAGUCGUCCACCUAUAUGCAAUAUCGCAUUAAUUUAACUUACCCUGAAAAGUUUUCCUCGUCACUACGGCACGCGAGUUCCUGAAAAAUGAAUGAUGACUCUUGCCGACACUGCUAUUUGAUAGCCUUAGCAAGAGUGUGUAUUUGGUGUGCAUUAAGGCACUGAGCUUUGGUCUAGAACCAGCAUCUGUCCACAGACUUCUUCUGCGGUUGGUUGUAAAGAACACCUUCAGCUUUUAAAACUACACAUACAGUUGAUGUUCAUGAAACCAAAUUUGUCAUUAAAGCUGUUAGAUUACUUAUGGUCCCUCAAGGUAUCAUGCACAUGUUGAACAUGUAUGCUUUAAAACAGCUGCCCAAAAUCAUAUUUGGUAUGAGCAUGAAUAUUAGUCAGUAAAACUAUAUUAGACACUCCGCUGUAUUUAUUCAGUUACAGUAACCAGGACUCCCGCUAAUACGUCAGCAAAAUUGUCCAUCCUGACCUCACUGAUAACCCCAUCUUAUGCAUAACACAGUUGUAGUUUUUUCUUUAAGUAAUACACUGAUGUCAUUAAUGUACACUAGUAAGUGGCGGGCUGGAGUUGAUCCACACCUCAUUUCAGUCUGUUUUGCUUGGUGACAAAAGAUAAUUAAGCACUGAAUACUAUUGAAUCUGUCUCUUUUAGUAGGAAUGUCCCUAGUUUGCAUUAGCUCAGUUUUAAGAAUGGAGUUAAAUAUCUUUCAGGCAUUUAUGUAGUUGUGUGUAUCUCUAUACCCUGAAUCUCUUAGUAGUUACACACAUCUCUGACGUCCUCAUGACCCAUGGGUCUCAAACUGUCUGUAUCGUCUGCUAUCUUUAUCUGUCAUGCAUACAAGCACCAGCAUACUGAUGAAACUGAUGUCAUUGUAGGUUUGUAAGGGUGUUGCUCUGAGUUUUACGAGUGACGUUCCCGCUGGACUUGCCCCUGUUCACUUUCUCCGCUUGACAAGCGACUUUGUUUCUCUCCAGCCGCCGAGGAUCUCACUGUCCAGAGCUCUGAUGAAAAAUCAGACAUAAUGGACAGUGCCAUUUCCUUUUGCAGUUUGCUAACCCUGCCUGUAGACUUUUCUUACAUGGUGUCAAACUACCUGACUUGAAGACCUAAGAAAUUUACUCUACACUUCAAGCCAAGCUGACAAAAGAUUUAACAAUGGACGUUUGGCGUGGAGAGUUGUGGUAAUGGCUACGGUGAUGAUGCGAAACACCUCUGGGAGUGAUGUGGAGGCCCAGCUAAUCUAUGCUAUCACGCUGCCCAUCUCCUGUGCCAUAAUCCUGAUCAACCUGCUCAUCAUCCUGGCCAUCACCUGCAGCCGUCGGCUUCACAACUCACAGAACUACUUCUUCCUAAGCCUGCUGGUGGCUGACUUGUGCACAGGCGUGGCGCUUCCCUUCAUUCCCUGGAUGGGCCUGAACCGCCCUCUCAGCUUCUCUUCCUGUCUGCUGGUGCACAUUUUCCCCAACUUUCUGUUCCUGGCCUUCCUCUUUAACCUAGUACUGGUGCACUAUGAACGUUAUCGGAGUAUCGUAAGUCCCCUCCGACGUGGACAACUCUGGCUGCAUCGGCGAUUUGCGCUUCCUCUGCUGGCCGUGUGGAUGCUGCCGCUGCUGUUCGCGCUAUUGCCUGCCUUUGGCUGGAACAACAAGGCUAUUCAUGACCAGAAUGGUUGUUGUCCAGAAACCAAUAGCACGGCACAUUCUAACUGCGUGGCGUUGACUGGAGAGCGUUGCUGUACAUACCGCAGUGUCUUUCCAAAUGCUUUCAUCUAUUUGGAAGUGUAUGGCCUACUGGUACCCGCCAUCCUUUCCAUUGCUGCAAUGACAUGCCGGGUGCUGUGGAUCACACGAGAACAGCUGAGGGACAUCCAGCGUCUGCAGCGUGCCGUAGCAAAUAAGGAAUACAGACGGAGACUGGAAAUGCGUUAUGCUUGUUGUGUGGCAGCUGUUUCCCUCGCCUUCUUGGCCUGCUGGGUGCCCUACAUUGUUUACACCCAUGUAGGGAUGGAGUUUUUGCUUCGGCGGGGAAGAAAGAGCGAUCGCACUGGACACAUUGUGCUGUCCUGUGUCGGGGUCGGGGGCAUUGCUGUCGUGCCCCUGCUUCUGGGACUUGCCAACAGGGAAUACACAGAUCCAGUCAAGAAACUGUUCCGCAAACUGAGGCACCGCUACGGAAAUACAAGUGUGCAAAUGGACAGUAGCCUUCGAUUCUGUCACAGUUGAUGUGAUUGAAGUUUAUAUUUAUAAUAUUCAACUUAAGAUAAACUGUGAUUUUGAUUUCAUUUUCAAAAUAAAAUGGUUUGGAAAAAUAAAAUGAUUUGGGAAUAAUAUACAAAGGACAAAACCAGCUGAUGUUUUGGAACAAAUGAUUAAACAAAAAUGUUCAUGAACUGAUUGAACCUGCUUUAAUGAGGCUCUCAGCAGUGGUUAGGAGGUAAUUUGAAUAAAAUAUGCAUCUACUUCUA
Messenger RNA from Megalobrama amblycephala (Wuchang bream), 2654 nucleotides. Its product is annotated as G-protein coupled bile acid receptor 1. Gene Ontology annotation, molecular function: G protein-coupled serotonin receptor activity; neurotransmitter receptor activity. NCBI's taxonomy places the organism in Eukaryota, Metazoa, Chordata, Actinopteri, Cypriniformes, Xenocyprididae. The record is from RefSeq and is a predicted model, not a curated record. The coding region runs from base 1375 to 2412 and encodes 345 amino acids. The transcript has 2 exons. Gene Ontology annotation, biological process: G protein-coupled receptor signaling pathway, coupled to cyclic nucleotide second messenger; chemical synaptic transmission. Gene Ontology annotation, cellular component: membrane; dendrite.